Molecule: messenger RNA, 1065 nt
Organism: Cryptotermes secundus
Lineage: Eukaryota; Metazoa; Arthropoda; Insecta; Blattodea; Kalotermitidae
Exons: 2
Coding region: 1-1065 (354 amino acids)
Source: RefSeq, a predicted model, not a curated record
AUGCUACGUGAACGCAUCCACUACACAAGCCGAGAACUGGACGCUGUCUCCAAAGAGUUGAUUAAGUUACAUCUUCGCUUAACCCAAGUCCUGUCCGCAGCUGACUGGGACCUAAUCGACCGCACCACGACCCAGAAAGCUGUUAAUAUCGAUGACGGGGCUACAACCAGACAGUGCAAGAAGUUCAUCAACUUGCACAAGACACAACAUCCACCCCAACUUCAUGAUGAGAGUAAGACUGUGGUCAAUCUAAGUACUGUACAUUUGGAAGAAGCGGCUUACUCUCUUCUGAGCAAGGGCCUGAACUUUGCUGUAGCCCCUGGUUCUAUCCCAGUUAAGGACAUCCUGUGCGGGGUUGAAAAGGCUGUAAUGGCCGUACCUGAAGAGACUACAGAGGAAAUUCGACAGGAGACAGUUAGGAUCCUCAAGGGCUCCAACAAACCCAAGGACAACCUCACUGAAGGCAAGACCUACAGGAAGCUGAAGAAGUAUCCCACUGACUCCUUAGAGCGCAAGACGUUGCUUCUCCUAAAGAAGUCCUCGUUCGCUGAAGAGACCUGCCAACAACCACGACCACAAUGUUCCAGACCACCGAUACUCUAUGGGUUGCCCAAGAUCCACAAACGUGACGUACCAUUAAGGUCCAUUAUCAGCACCAUUGGCUCUCCCACAUAUCGCUUGGCCAAACAUUUAGCUGGCCUACUUAACUCCUACACCUGUGACUCCCCACACCACGUGAAAAAUUCUGACGAAUUUGUUCACACCUUAAAAUCCUUCCGAUUAAAUCCUUAUGAUAUAAUGGUUAGCUUCGACGUGGUGUCGCUUUUCACCAAGGUGCCCAUCAAGGACACUAUAGAUCUGCUAGGAGAAAACUUCGCUGAAUAUGUCUUGAGACUCUUUCGCCACGUCCUAACCACAUCCUACUUCAACUUUGCUGGCCAGUUCUACGAACAGACUGACGGUGUAGCCAUGGGCUCUCCACUAUUUCCGCUCAUCGCUAACUUCUACAUGAAGAACUUUGAAGGGAAGGCGCUUGACUUGGCUCCACACAAGCCCCUAUGCUGA